Messenger RNA from Ylistrum balloti, 2546 nucleotides. RefSeq names its product proto-oncogene tyrosine-protein kinase receptor Ret-like. The transcript is spliced from 17 exons. Gene Ontology annotation, biological process: homophilic cell-cell adhesion; cell surface receptor protein tyrosine kinase signaling pathway; multicellular organism development. Gene Ontology annotation, cellular component: axon; signaling receptor complex; membrane. Gene Ontology annotation, molecular function: calcium ion binding; transmembrane receptor protein tyrosine kinase activity; ATP binding. The annotation marks the transcript as partial. The record is from RefSeq and is a predicted model, not a curated record. Lineage: Eukaryota; Metazoa; Mollusca; Bivalvia; Pectinida; Pectinidae.
AUUCUCUGUCAGACAAAUUCGAGGUUGAUGGAGCUUCAGGUGAGGUGUUUUUAUUGUCGGCCUUCGACAGAGAAGUGGAGGACAAGGUCAGCUUCAGUUUACAGUGUUCCGUCAGCAGGGAUGGCAGAUUAGUCGGCGAGACCGUAACUGACGUACAUAUCGCCAUCGGGGACACGAACGACAACCCAAUUUUAUUUCAGAACAACAAGGACAGAGACACUGUCAAUUACACAUCAGAAAAACAGUUGUAUAGUGUGGUGCUAAAUGAUCGGGAUCUGCUAAGUUGUGAUCAUCACAGAACGCACGUGUCACUGGACCCUCGUGGCGCCUGUAGUCACACUGCAAUCGACAUCGGUCACCAUCUUGGUUCUGGACCUUCUCGCCAUGUCGUUUGUCGGCUAAAGGUCCAGGUAGAACGAGAGAAGAUUUCCGAUCGCGAUGAGUACACCUGUAUAAUAAGUAUUACAGAUCCUCAGUACAAACCAUCCGGAAUUACGUCCUUUUCCAAUAUGUCUACUCUAACGGUCAACAUCAAGAUGGACAGAACAACAUCAUCACCUCCUUCAGAGGUCUAUACAGCGACCGUUGUGGAAGGCGCUGCACGUCUUACACGAAUCCAUACAUUAGGAAACACACACAGGAGUUAUUUCUCCAACAGUCUAGCCUCAGCUUUCGGAGUAACCCGUUAUGAAGGAAUCGUUUACGUAGAUAAACCCGCACUUUUAGAAGGCAGUAGACAGCAGAAUUUCACCGUGUCAGCAUACGCCUCGGAUGCUAAAGGAGAACAGAAAAUUGUCCUCACAGUGAAAAUACUGAGAAACUCCAGGAGGAAACCUCCCUGCAAUGAGUCGUGUUCCCGCCAUGAUGGACGAGAUGGGUGUCAAUCGUCUUGUGGACUCGGACUAUUGGUGGGGACAUGUGUUUGGCGCAUGGGCGAGAAGGGCGGCUGGACCACCAAGUACGGCACGUGCACGUAUGACAAGGCUUUGUGCCCCGAUACAAAAUGUGAUGAGCUGGAAAGUCAGAAUCCACAAUUGUGUCCUCAAGAUUGUACAAAUAAAACCGUAGGAACUGUCAAACUGAACACCAAUGUUAAUCCACCUCGAGGGAUAGCUGAGGCUGUUGGUAACUGUUUCUGCUCAUACACUGGCGAAUGUGCUUGUGCUACGGAGGAUCUCAGUCCAAGAAUUACACCCAAACCUCGCGAGAGUACACUGAUCAAAACACCUCAACUAGACAACUCUGGACACGCGGACAAUACAACCGACCGAGACCAUCACGUGACCAAUGGACAGCUUUAUUAUCGACCUAAAGACGAUGGAAGUGAGACAUCAAAUGGGGGAUGCGAUGAGAACUGUAGAACCACCACGGCCGCUACUCUGGGUUGUCUUGGUGCUGUCACUUGCAUCUUUGUUCUGGUUUGGCGUCUUCGAAAACGCAGAUGUCAGACUAGCCAGAACAUUAAAAAGCGCGUGGGUAGUCUGGUAUCAGUGUCGGCUAUUCCAUCAGAUUACCAGGAUGAUCGUGACAGAACUUACCACACCGCACCCCAAUCCAACCACAAGGGACCUUUGGAAUAUACACCCACACCAGAAGAUAUGAAGUGGGAGUUUGAACGAGACAAGCUUAUCCUUGAUAAGACCCUUGGUGAGGGAGAGUUUGGGAGAGUGGUAAAGGCCAAAUCAUACAAUUUGGACGGAAAGGACGGCUAUAAAGAAGUUGCUGUCAAGAUGCUCAAACAUUGUGCAUCCUCUUCGGAACUCUCUGAUCUGCUGUCAGAAUUCAACCUUUUAAAGGAUGUUAAUCACCCGAACGUUAUACGCCUGCUAGGGGCGUGUACAAGAGACGGUCCGUUCUACGUCAUCGUGGAGUACUGCGAGUACGGCUCCCUACUUUCCUUUCUGAGGCGAUCACGGUUGGAGGAAAAUGGUUAUGUCAACCAUCGUUACCGACACAAGGAGUUCACUCAGCACUGUGAGAAUGGCGAGUACAUGGAGCCUGAGCUGCUCUCUGUUGGUGAUCUGUUGUCAUUUGCCUGGCAGAUAGCUAAAGGAAUGAAGUACCUCAGUGAGAUCAAGCUGGUGCAUAGAGAUCUAGCUGCAAGAAACGUGUUAGUUGCAGCCGGCAAGGUUUUGAAAAUAUCCGACUUCGGGCUGACAAGAGAUGUUUACGAAGCCGAUACAUAUCUCAAACAAAGCAAGGGUCGAAUACCAGUCAAAUGGUUAGCGCCAGAAUCCUUGUACGCACAGAUCUAUACAACCCAGAGUGAUGUGUGGUCCUUUGGAAUUGUCCUGUGGGAAAUCGUCACCCUAGGUGCCCCGCCCUAUCCGGGUAUACCCCCGGAGCGUCUCUAUAACCUGUUGAUCGCUGGCUACAGGAUGGAUAGACCAGAGUCUUGCACUGAUGAGCUAUAUGCUGUUAUGCAAAAAUGUUGGAAGACGGACCCCUCUGAGAGACCACCAUUUAUCCAGCUGACUGACAUCUUUGAUCGAUUACUUCAACAGAGAACUGAAUACCUAGAUUUGACGGGCGGAGUAGCGGACGAC